Molecule: messenger RNA, 2786 nt
Organism: Thalassophryne amazonica
Lineage: Eukaryota; Metazoa; Chordata; Actinopteri; Batrachoidiformes; Batrachoididae
Gene: snx5
Product: sorting nexin 5
Biological process (GO): pinocytosis
Cellular component (GO): endosome
Molecular function (GO): phosphatidylinositol binding; dynactin binding
Source: RefSeq, a predicted model, not a curated record
UGUUCUCAGUCUGAAUGAGGCCACAAUUUGACAGCUCGACAAGCAGCUAACAGACAGCAAAGAGUGCUUCCUGCAUAGUGGUUUAGUUUUUGGUCUGGUGGCUUGUUUGUCAGACUUUAAUAUCACCAUGACAUCUUCAGUAGACGAUAGCAAUAAAGAUAAGAUGCGCUCCGUGUCUGUGGACCUAAACAACGAUACCUCUCUUCUCAUUGACAUUCCUGAUGCCCUCUGUGAAAGGGACAAAGUCAAGUUUACUGUCCAUACAAAGCCCACACUUAGUGCUUUUCAGAAGCCGGACUUCUCAGUUCCCAGGACAGCAUGCAGACUUCAUUGGCUUCUGAUACUCUGGUGAGACAGGGACUAUGCCGGCCUAAUAAUUCCCCCUGUGCCACCAAAGCCUGACUUUGAGGGUCCAAGAGACAAGAUGCAUAAACUGGGGGAAGGUGAAGCCACGAUGACAAAGGAGGAGUACACCAAGAUGAAGCAGGAGCUGGAAGCUGAAUAUCUGGCAGUGUUUAAGAAGACUGUCCAAGUGCAUGAAAUUUUCCUGCAGCGGCUGUCCUCUCACCCUGUUUUAAGCAAGGACAGAAACUUCCAGAUUUUCUUGGAGUAUGAUCAGGAUCUCAGUGUGAGAAGAAAGAAUGCCAAGGAAAUGUUUGGAGGAUUCUUCAAAAAUAUGGUGAAAUCAGCUGAUGAGGUCUUGAUCUCGGGGAUAAAGGAAGUUGAUGACUUUUUUGAGCAGGAAAAGACUUUCCUACUUGACUACUACAGCAAGAUAAGAGAUUCAACUGCCAAAGCAGAGAAAAUGACUCGCUCGCACAAAGUAAUUGAGGGAUGAUACAUUCACAUCUCUGUCACUCUGAACAGCCUCUCUGCUGAUGACAGUACAGCAAAUAAAAAGCUGCUGGAGAAGUUGUCAGACCUGUUUGAGAAGCUCAGAAAAGUGGAGGGAAGAGUAGCGUCAGACCAGGAGCUGAAACUCACAGAACUGCUAAGAUAUUACAUGAGAGACAUCCAGGCUGCCAAGGACCUUCUCUACAGGCGAGCGCGGGCAUUGGCUGAUUAUGAGAACUCUAAUACUUUAGAUAAAGCACGGCUGAAGAGCAAGGACAUCCCCCAAGCAGAGCAACACCAACAGCAGUGCCUGCAGAAAUUUGACAAGCUGUCUGAAUCUGGAAAAAAAGAACUCACCAGUUUUAAGGGCAGACGUGUAGUGGCCUUCAGGAAGAACCUUAUAGAGAUGGCUGAGCUUGAGAUAAAACACGGGAAGAACAAUGUGACUCUAUUGCAGGGAUGCAUUGAGCUGCUCAAAAGUAACUAAGGUGAAGUGUUCGUGACUUACCAUCAGCAAAUGAAAUCCUGGUGUGCCACGGGCCUCGUGAACAUGAAUCCAAGCCCUUUUUCUGCCGUCACCCAUGGGUCUGAUGCCACUUUAAACGCUUCACAAGACAAUGUCUUGUAUGCAGAAUGUCUCCAUGUUUACAGAGUCCCUGUCCUCUGAUCAGUGGUCAUUCUUUUUUAUGGUCGAUGGAAGACUCAAUUAUUGUUGUCUCCAGAACACCAUUAAGUUCUUCCACAUUUUUACCCCACCAAUAGUUAUGAUUUUUUUUUUCUUGGUAUUUCUUGGGUUCUUAUUUUUAUAUUAUGCAUAUGUGAUUUUUGCCUUUUUGAUCAUAUUUUUGUCUUUGCAAAUUCUGACUCUGUUUCCUGAAGUACACUUAAGUACAUAGUACCAGUGCUAUACAGUCUGGGAUUUUUUCAAACUACCUUUUAAUUUUGUUUUGUUUUGGUCAUUUCACAUCAAUAACCAUUCAGACUGAGUGCUUAAUUGGCUUCCAGGAUGGGCUGCUUUGAUUUGGUAAUGGAACAGUUUGCAAAUAAGUAACUAGUGCAACAGUGUGGGGCAAAAAAAUCCGUUCCUGGAAUUUGUGAAAUUGAUCCAGACUGCUCAAACCCGAGUUAACCAUUUAAAAUUGAUCAUCUUUGAAAAUUCAAAAUGAGCCAUACUUUGUAGUGUCUGCAAUGGUGUCUUAGAUUAGAUCCACAUUUCUGUCUGUAACUCUCAUUCCACAACUGUCAUAUGCUAAUUUGCUUUGCAAGACAUCUGUUGUUACAUUUGUUGAGAAUCAGUCCCUUUUCCCCGUUUCUCAUCAGUUUCUUUUUGUGAAAAUGUAUGUAAGUGAUCCUCAGGUGCUGUCAAACAGCUGCUUGGAUUAUAUGAUGUUUAAUGCAAAUAGAUUAUUGGAGGAAGAUUUCAGCAGACAAUUGGAGAAGUUCAAAAUGAAUCAAACCACAGUUCCUCUGAAUAUGUAGUAUCUAUAUAUGAGAAAUCAAGAUUGAUAGCUAGCUGUGAGUCUCGAUUUUGGCAGAACAUUUUGGUUUUUCUUUCCACAUGGCACUCUACUGUGUUCACCAUUCUUUUAACCAUCCUAUUCACAUGUUCUUUUGUGGUGUGUAAUUGUUUUUCUUCUUUUCUUAAAUUUAACUUUUAUUAAUUACUUUUCAUUUGUCAUACCUGACCCAAAACUUUACCUGGUUUAUAAAGAGUCUAAGUUUAAAAAAAUAUAUAAUUACAUUAAAUGCACUAAGAAGAUGGAAAGUACUUUAUAGUCAUGGCCAGCUCCUAUGAGUAUUAAAAUUGCAUUAGUUUUAUAAUCAAACAAAAAAGAAUGCAUUUGUAAUGUAUUCCAACUGUGCAGAUACCUUUACACAAAGCUUUUCAUACAGAACAUUAGCAUUUUAUACAUUUGUAAUGAUGAUGCAUUCAAUAAAUUCUACUUUCCCAA